AUGAGCUCGAUACGAAACCCUGAAUCGUUUCCAAAGGGAAAGGUCGCGCGAGAUUUCAUAUCCACUCAUGCACCGGAGCAUCAUGAAGCGUUUCAGAGGCACGCCUACUUCGAUACCCAACGACAGCAGUAUGUAGAAUGGGCCCCACAUCGUGACUUGGCAGCAGCACUCGAACGGCAGAGGGGAAAUGGAGGCUUAUGCUUUGACACGACAGGGAAACACACAUGGACUGAUGUGCUUGAUGAGAUGAGCAGGGCUGAAGAAGAGUAUUUUGCUAAGGGCCGAGGCUCAAAGAACAUUGGUCGGAAAGCAUUCAGGAAAGCCGGAGACUAUGCUUCCGCCAUCAGCCCGUGGUUUAACUUGGUUCCGGAUGACGAUGGCAUGAAUGUUCUGAGUGGCGGUCUCAGACUUGUCUUUCAAAUUGCCAGGGAACAAGCCGAAGCCCGAGAAAAGAUCUUCAAAUCAUUCCGGGAAUUUGUAACAAUUUUCGACGCGACACAAAUCAAGCGGCAGCUUUUUAGGUCCAACGAAAAGCUCCGAUCGUGUGCAUUGGAUUUGUAUGAAUCUGUUCUGACCGCUAUUACGAAGCUGAUCCAUCGAUUAAACCGCCAUCAUUGGUGGGAUCGAACUUCAGCCUUAGCCUCGGCACCGAUCUCUUCAGCAGCAAUUGACGAAAUAUUAUUCGAUGUUGAUAAAAAGCUGAAUGACGUGCAUCGGUGUCUCGACAAUAUACGGGAUCAAAGGCUCAAUGCCGUUCACCAAGUUGUUGCCUCCAGUCAAACGGAGUUGCACGCGGUGCGUUCGAAUACCAAAACAAUUGAAAUCGAUGUCCGAAACUUGAACAAUAAUUUCAAUCACUUUGCGCAGCAAGCUCAAGUUGACCAAGGGAAAAUCGACAGCAUACAGAUUGGAGUUGAAAGAAUCAACGAAAAUAUCGAUCGCUUACUGACGGAACAUGCGCUUGACGCAAAAACUGGGCUGUACUAUAUGCUUUUGGAUACCAUUCGAGGUAGAGUAACAAUUUAUAUGAGCCUCUUUCAAGGUUGGCUUUCAAUUCCGAACUGA
This is a messenger RNA of Penicillium manginii, 1065 nucleotides long. RefSeq lists its product as uncharacterized. The record is from RefSeq and is a predicted model, not a curated record. The coding region runs from base 1 to 1065 and encodes 354 amino acids. The transcript is spliced from 4 exons. Lineage: Eukaryota; Fungi; Ascomycota; Eurotiomycetes; Eurotiales; Aspergillaceae.